Drosophila rhopaloa is the source of this 1195-nucleotide messenger RNA. RefSeq lists its product as uncharacterized. Gene Ontology annotation, molecular function: protein binding. The transcript has 2 exons. The coding region runs from base 86 to 1138 and encodes 350 amino acids. Lineage: Eukaryota; Metazoa; Arthropoda; Insecta; Diptera; Drosophilidae. The record is from RefSeq and is a predicted model, not a curated record.
UUAUAUUUUCCUGUUAUUUUUUGUUGUCCAAUUUUAUUACACAUUCAAGUAACAGGAUCGAGACUGUAAACUAAAUUUAAGCAAGAUGCCUUAUCUGUACGGAAUAGCGGACACCAAGUUCCUGGUGAAGAAGGUCAAAACGAGGGCUAAGGCUCGGUCAGAAAUGGCGCCCACCAAAUUCCGGCGGAACGCUUUUCUCCAGGGCUGUCCCAAAUACAAUAAGGACGAUGUACCCAUUCAGUUCAGGACAUCGCCCGAUUCACUUGUAGAACUGUGCUCCAUUGUGGUGGACAAGCUCCCGUUGCCUUCAAUUUUCGAGUGGGAUGACAUGGACAUUAGGCGUUGGAUUAAUGGUUACGGCUAUCCUCAGUAUAUGAACACCUUUCGUGUGAACAUGAUCUUGGGUCGAAAGCUGCUCCUGCUGGACGCCUCCGCUCUGUGUGCGAUGAACAUCAAGAACUUCGAGCACAUCCAGCACAUCACGUACGGCAUCCGGAUGUUGUUCCACUUCGAGCUGACCAAGUUCUCCUCCAGCAUCUCGCUGCCGGACGAGAAACCCAACGAGCUGUACCUGCUGUUCCACGCGCAGACUGGGAUGAACUAUGACAAGGUGCGCAGAUCGGAUCUGUACCGGCGCAUGCAGAUCCUGCGGGAGCGGGCUCGUAACCUGGACCACUGGGAUCUGCUGUAUCUGUGGUUGCACCGCGAGCAGGAGCGCAAGUACAAGGAGCUGAUUGGUAUGGCUCCGCGGGAAAGGAUGUACAAGUGUGCUGUGGCGGUGAAGAAGCCUGUGCAGUGGCCUCCGGAAAUGGAGCCCGAGGAACUCAUGUGCAUGACGUGCAUCCCGCCGUGCGAUUGCGACUGGACGGAACGGGAUCUUCGGCUGCCGUGGCACCUCGAGUGUCUAUCCCCCGCUCUAACCAGCACCAUGAGCAAGUGGAACGCCCACCAGUCGCACUGCUCGGCCUGCAUCCCGCCCUGCGAGUGCCUCUGGCCACCGCGCUUCUACCUCACGGGCACAGUGAUCCGGUGCCUCCAGCAGCGCUUCCCGGAGAAGUUCUGCCCCAUCUUCGACGAACGAUACCGCGCCUCGCCGCGUCCCAGUCUCGUGGAGCGCUGGACCCGCUUCUCCAUUUGAGCCGGAUCAUCCUUUAUCUUUUUUCUUAUAUAGUUAAUGUUAUGAGCCUUUUUAACA